This is a messenger RNA of Ochlerotatus camptorhynchus, 4023 nucleotides long. RefSeq names its product serine/threonine-protein kinase hippo (gene hpo). Gene Ontology annotation, biological process: protein tetramerization; intracellular signal transduction; protein phosphorylation. The transcript has 5 exons. Bases 352 to 2178 code for a protein of 608 amino acids. Gene Ontology annotation, molecular function: ATP binding; protein serine/threonine kinase activity. Gene Ontology annotation, cellular component: cytoplasm. The record is from RefSeq and is a predicted model, not a curated record. Lineage: Eukaryota; Metazoa; Arthropoda; Insecta; Diptera; Culicidae.
UUUAUGUGUUUCCUCUUUCCCGCAGUCAGUCUCUGUAUUCUAUGCUGGGAGCGAUGGUGUGAUUAUUAUUAUGUUUGCUUGACGGGAGAAUUCCACCAACGAAAAAUAGGAAUAUAGGAUUUUUUUUUCCCGUGUGGAUGUAAUUGUUUUUUUUUUAUAUCGUGCAUGUAAAUACGGAAAAUAAUAACAACACAAAAAAUACGCAAGUGCUCUAGAAAAAAAAAUACGUCGAAACGAAACAGUGAAUCAACUCAGGCGAUAGGAGGCGGCCGCUGUGCAGGCAGGCAGUGAGCAGUCGAGAAUUGUUUUUUUUAUCAGCGGUGAAUACCGGAAGUGACCAACCAACGAGAAAUGUCUUCCAAAAACGAACUGAAAAAGCUUUCGGAGGAAAGCUUGACCCGCCAGCCGGAGGAGGUAUUCGACAUCAUCUGCAAGCUGGGCGAGGGAAGCUAUGGCUCGGUCUACAAAGCCCUCCACAAGGAAAGCGAGCAGGUUCUCGCCAUCAAGCAGGUCCCGGUGGACACGGACCUGCAGGAGAUCAUCAAGGAGAUCUCGAUCAUGCAGCAGUGCGACUCGCCAUACGUUGUCAAGUAUUACGGUAGUUACUUUAAGAACACCGAUCUCUGGAUUGUGAUGGAAUACUGCGGAGCCGGUAGCGUGUCCGACAUCAUGAGGUUGCGGAAGAAGACACUGUCGGAGGACGAGAUCGCAACGAUCCUGAUCGAUACGUUGAAGGGGUUGGAGUAUCUGCACCUGAGGAGGAAGAUCCAUCGGGACAUCAAGGCGGGUAACAUCCUGCUGAAUUCGGAAGGUCACGCCAAACUGGCCGACUUUGGGGUGGCCGGACAGCUAACGGAUACGAUGGCCAAACGAAAUACUGUGAUCGGGACACCAUUCUGGAUGGCCCCGGAGGUGAUAGAGGAAAUCGGGUACGACUGCGUGGCGGACAUUUGGUCCCUGGGUAUCACGGCACUGGAGAUGGCCGAGGGAAAGCCACCGUACGGAGAUAUUCAUCCGAUGAGGGCCAUCUUUAUGAUACCAACGAAGCCACCGCCAUCGUUCCGGGAUCCGGACAUCUGGAGUCCGGAGUUUAUCGAUUUUGUCAGUCUGUGCCUGGUCAAGAAUCCGGAGGAACGAGCUACGGCGACGGAUUUGCUGACGCAUGAGUUUAUCGGAAACGCCAAACCGUGCAGCAUUCUCAGUCAGAUGAUAGCGGAAGCGAAGGAAAUUAGGGAAAAUCAAAGCUACCGGCACGCGGCGGCCAUUAGUCAGGCGAACAAGCAGCUGCAAAACAAUAACAACAUUAGUCACGAAGGUGAAUCGGACGAGGACGAUGUGAACUCGAGGACGAUGAAGGAAUUCCCGGAGGAUUGUGGAACGUUGGUGCCGGGACGGGACGACGGCGACGGGACGAUGAUAGCACAUACGGACUGCGGAACGCUCGUUCCGGACAGUGCAACGAUGGUGGAGCUGCAAUCCAAUCUCGGCACCAUGGUGAUCAACUCGGACUCGGAGGAAUCGACGAUGAAAAGACAUGACACCAAUCCGGACAAACCGAAGUACCGACCACUGUUCCUGGACCACUUCGACAAAAAGGAAGCGGAAGCGGUCAGUUUCGUGACCAAAUCCACAAACCAGCGCAGCUACGACGACGAUAGCUCCUCGCCGGAAGAUCAGGACGCGUCCCCUCAGCGACCGCAGCCGCAGGUGCAAACUCCGAGCAAGCAGCAACCCUCGGCUCCACCGCUAACGCAGAGUGUCGAUGAGCAACAGCUGAACGAGGAGCGGCAGCGAUUUCAGUCGCACCUGCAGCUGCAACUCAAUCAGAUCUCCGCUGUUAGUCCCAAUAUGCACCAGCAGCAGCAACAGGUGCAAUAUCAACAAUCGCCAAUGGCUGUGACUCCGGAUGGCGGUGGUGGUGGCGGCGGCGGUGCUGCCAAUGGAAUGGAAGCUCACAAUCGGAUCUACAACAAUAGGAUCAACUUGAUUGAUAGUGAAUACGAUUCGCUGAAAUUCCUCAACUAUGAACAGCUCGAGCAGCGGCUGGCCAGCAUCGACAAGGAGAUGGAGAAGGAACUGGCCGAAACGAACAAACGCUACCACGCCAAGCGGAAGCCCAUCAUCGAUGCGAUCGAGGCCAAACAGCAGAAGCGACAGCAGAAGCUCGAGGAAUUUUGAGUUUUCCUCCUCCCGUCGUUCCCCGUCAUGUGCUAAAGCCCAAUAAUCUCGUGUGGGAAAUCCGCAAAGACGUAAGCAUGAAAUAGUUUUUUUUUUUCUAGUUUGGAAUUUUAAGAAUGAAACGUUGCAACCGUUAGCGCCAAUUUUUAAGUGAGCUUUCGUCCGAAUCAGACCGGACUGUUUUAAUUUUUAAUCCAACUUUGCUUAUUUAUAAAACCACACGUAUACACCUUUCCUGACUGCCCUUGAAAGCGCGCAGCGGAAAGUACGGAUCUUUUUUAGUGAAAUACUAGCGUUAUUUUAUGGUGAAACAAAGUGUAGAGAUCUUUUGAAUUUAUAUGAGCUAAUCUAUUAAAAUUUUAAUACUUUAAAAUCGUCGGGAAAAAAAAUAACUACGGUCAUCAUUUACGGAAUCUCCUUCCUUUUUUCCCCAACCUGUUGAGAUUCUCCGAAGAUCAAAUCGUUUCCGUUGUUCAUCUUCCGUCCUCUUGAGAAGAAUAUUUAUGUACCUAGCAUUCCCCCUUAGAUUCGUUUGGUUUUGUUUUGGGUCCAUCAAUCGACCUACGAGGAUGCCAAAAUUAGGGGAAUAUGUUCCCACCCUAGGAUUCAGACCGUUCCCCCCGAGAUAAGCCAAUUCGGUCCCUUGGUGCUCACUGAAUUGCAUCCACUACGAAUUCCGUCUCGCAUCGCCGAAAGGGGCAAUGAUUUUUUUUUUGGUUCUGUGGAAGUUCGCCUAACUGUAGACUAUUCUAGCUUAAUUCAGAAGAAAAUUCUAUUUCGGUAAUUUUGAACGAAUAUUGGUCACCCGAAUCCGGUUAUUUCAAAUUAUAAGGAAAAUAUUAAUGUAAUCGUCAAUUUUAAUAGAGAAUUCAGUUUUCCGAGAAAUGGAAUCGCAGUAGGCCGCGCUUGAAAGCUGACGUGUUUUUCUUUUGCUGCGUAUUUUUCGCCAGCGAAUUUAACAUUUUCGAUUUAAAUUUGUGCUAAAAUUUAGUUGCAAGUGUUCAUAAAGUUAUCAUUUCGUGAUAUGUCGUGUUUUGCCUGUGUUUGCCUUGAGUGACUUGGUUGACCUUGAAUCCAAACUCCAAAAUCUACGACGCAGCUUCAGUUCCAUUGUUCGGUGUCGGUUUUCAUUGCCAACCGGGAAACCGGCAUCCGACAUACUUUCGGCGUGUAGUUCUAUUGAGAGAUUCGUCACCGUGGGCGAGUUUGAAUUAACCCGGGAACGUGCUGAUAAUGUAUCGGUCGCGAGUUUGGGUGGUGAUUCGGUGGCCGACGUUGCCGUGAAAAGGAAGUAUUUCGACAAAGGUGCAUCACGAAAUGAGAUGCAACGACGCUUAGAGAAAAUCAAAACUACGGAACCCAAGGAUUGGAGGAUCAAAUUAACAUGAUGAGACUAAAGAGACUGAAUUGGGUAAAGAGGCGACAUCUUAUCCAUUUGACUGAUCUUCUGCUCGAUUGGAAUAACUUUUCCUUUGACUUUGACAGAUAAUCCAUUGUUCCAAUUUUGACAUGUCGUCUCUUUAUAAAUGCAGGCUCUUUAGGUGAGACUAGUCCAAAUACUUUUUACAAUUUAAAAAACGUAAACUAAAUACGUGCCAGGAUUCAAUAGAACAUUUUGAAACUGGAAGUGUGUGUGUGCAAUACUAAUAUCCAAUUGAUACAGGUAAUACAUACAUGCGGCGCUUAUUGUAAGUGAAAGUAACCUCAGAAUACCCCGUAACGUGGGUAGAUCACCUUUGCGUGGUACGUUACGGGAUGUAAGAUCUACCACCGAUUCCUAGUCUUGACUACUUCAAACUAAGGGAACAGGAUUUUCCAGUAAUCAAAGGAACACAUCUUAGUCCU